This is a messenger RNA of Coniophora puteana RWD-64-598 SS2, 1143 nucleotides long. RefSeq lists its product as uncharacterized. Gene Ontology annotation, cellular component: U2-type catalytic step 2 spliceosome; U2-type catalytic step 1 spliceosome; Prp19 complex. NCBI's taxonomy places the organism in Eukaryota, Fungi, Basidiomycota, Agaricomycetes, Boletales, Coniophoraceae. The record is from RefSeq and is a predicted model, not a curated record. The transcript is spliced from 4 exons. Bases 1 to 1143 code for a protein of 380 amino acids. Gene Ontology annotation, molecular function: U6 snRNA binding; metal ion binding; pre-mRNA binding.
AUGGAGGUCAUUGCGGGGCCCAAGCCCAUAAAGAAGCUCAAGCCAGCGCGUAAGCAGGUCAAAGCAGGCGAUGUCGACAAACAGGAGAGCGUCCAAACGGGCAAAGAGUACAACAUAUGGUACAACAAAUGGGCAGGCGGCGACCGCGAGGACAGCUAUUCAAACAAAGUCAAAUCCCAAACCCGCUGCCAGAUCCGCAAAGACUCAGGCCUAACCCGCGCCAACACAACCGGCAACAAAUACACCUGCCUCUUCUUCGCGCGCGGGUGCUGCCCGUACGGCUGGGAGUGCGAGUACCGCCACACGCUGCCCGACACGAACGACACCCUCCCGGACACGUCCAAGGACUGCUUCGCGCGCGACAAGUUCUCGGACUACCGCGAUGACAUGGGCGGUGUCGGCAGCUUCAACCGCAUCAACCGCACGCUCUACAUCGGCCGAAUAAAGGAGACGGGCCCGGGCCCGGACACGGAGGAGAUUGUGAUUCGGCAUUUCAAGGAGUGGGGGGACAUCGAGAAGGUCAGAGUACUGCAGUACCGCAGCGUCGCGUUCGUCACGUACGUCUCCGAGCUGAGCGCGCAGUUCGCCAAGGAAUCCAUGGCGUGCCAGUCUAUGGACAACGACGAGAUUCUCAACGUCCGGUGGGCGACCGAGGACCCGAACCCGACGUCCAAGGUCGCUGAGAAGCGGCGGCUGGAGGAUAUGGGCCAGGAAGCGAUCAAGGCGCGCAUGGACCCGCGGAUUGUCGACGCGAUGCGGUCUGUCCGGGCGCUCGAGGAGGGCGUCGUGCUCGACGCUGAUAGCGAGUUCGCUGACGGCGCUAUGGAGGAGGAGGAGGGUGAAGAGGGAGACACGGACGGGGAGCCCCGGGGCAAGCGGCGGAGGAUUGAGGGGCCAGCUCAGGCGACGCUGACGCCGCCCGAGUCAGAGGAAGAGCAGCCUGGGCCGGUGCCGCAGCCGCAAGGGCUGUUGUCUGCUGACGCGCUGGAGGGGCUCAAGUUUUUUGCGGAGAUCAGGAGGCGGAACGGGAGUAGCGGGCCUGUUGCUAACGUCAGACCGGCAGCAGCAGCACCUGCACCCAGGGCGCUCAAUGAGGGAGGAGGGCUCGGGCUUGCGGACUACGGAAGUGACGCGGAGGAGUGA